UUGAUGGGCCGGACCAGGCAUUGGUUGGGCCACCUCAGGCCCAGCUUCCAGGCAGAAGUGACGGAAACGGAACUUGAUGACGAUAACGUGCACCGAAACUGGAAGAGGAGGAAGACCGUCAUCGCCAAGAAACAAACCACCCGUCUUUCUUCAGAUUGUUUUCCUCGAUCAGAAACCCCAUCAAUCUAAAUUUCAGAACCUCAAUUCUCUCUCUCCCUCUCUCUCGAUCAUUAACAUUUUCAUUUUUUGUUUUGUGAUAAUCGUUCGAGCUUUGAUCGGGGAUACCAUUUCCGAAUCAGAAAUUUGGAGAAUUGGAAGUUCAAUCGAUGAAUACCUCGCAGUUCAUGGACAAGCAGAUCAUGGAUCUAUCAUCGGCCUCGCAGAAGAACGACUUCAUCGAUCUCAUGAACCCUCAAGAAGAACACAUCGGUGGUGGUAAGAAGGAUGAAAUCUUGCCCAACUACGAUUUCCAGCCUAUCCGACCGUUGGGUUCUUCGUUGCCUUCCAAUCUGGACGCCAACAGCGCCGGAGGAUCUAGGGCUUGGAAUUCCACUGAUUCGAUGAACCACACUACUCAUAUUAGAAAUUAUGGUUCUCUGGAUUCCAUUGAAACUGCAAAAAUUGUUCUGGAGAAAGAUCGAAAUGUCAAUGACACAUCAAUUGUUUCUGAGAUUGAUCGAGCAAUGAAGAAACAUGCAGAUAAUUUGCUACAUGUGUUGGAAGGUGUUAGUGCACGGCUAUCACAGCUGGAGACUAGAUCCCGCCACCUUGAGAAUUCUGUAGAUGAUUUGAAGGUAUCUGUUGGAAACAAUCAUGGAAACACUGAUGGAAGAAUGAGACAGUUGGAAAACAUUCUUAGAGAGGUGCAAACUGGUGUAGAGGUUUUAAGGGAUAAGCAAGAAAUAGUGGAGGCCCAGCUUCAGCUCUCAAAGCUGCAAGUGUCCAAGGCAGAGCAGCAGUCAGAAACACCAAACACAGUGCAUAUGGAUCCUGUGCAGCAGCCAGCAUCUGCUCCUCAGCAGCAAUCUCACCAACACAUUUCUACUCCUGUUCUUCUUUCACAGUCACAUCCUGCUCUUGCCCCACCAAAUACUGCUCUACCACCCCUUUCUCAACAGAAUCAUCCGCCUGCAAUUCCGCUUCCAAACCAGUUCCCCCAGAGCCAGAUUGUGUCCAUACCUCAGCGAGAGCCCUACUACCCUCCACCUGCUCAGACACAGGAAACCCCAAAUCAGCAAUAUGCACCACCACCAGCUCAGCAGCCACAGCCCCCUCCCCCAGCACUACCACAUCAGCAAUACCAACCGGCCCCCCAUCCACCAUACUCUCAGCCUCCACAGCAGCACCCAUCAUUGGCACCUGUUAAUCCUUCUCAAGUGCAACCUUCAUUGGUCCAUCAUCCUGAAGAGACACCGUAUAUUCCUUCUCCUCCAAACUACCCUCCAAGCCUUCGCCAGCCCCCAUCCCAUCCAUCCAGUGGGGCACCUCCUUCCCAACAGUUUUAUGGGGCUCCUCCUUCCCAUAUGUAUGAGCCACCGUCUAGCAGAGCCAGUUCGGGGUUUUCAACUGCAUAUGGUGGCCCGCCAUCAAUUCCAAGCGAACCAUAUUCUUUCAGUGGAUCACCUUCACAAUAUGGCAGCACCGCAAUGAAGCCACCACAAAUUUCUUCUCCUUCAGUGGCCCAAAGUGGUGGAAGCGGUUACCCACAGCUUCCUACUGCUAGAGUACUACCACAAGCACUGCCCACUGCUUCAGGGGUCGGUGGUGGUUCAGGGCCUGCAGGAACUGGGAACAGGGUUCCUAUCGAUGAUGUGGUGGACAAAGUGACCAGUAUGGGAUUCCCAAGAGAACACGUUAGGGCAACUGUGCGGAAGCUUACAGAUAAUGGCCAGUCGGUUGACUUGAAUGUAGUUCUGGAUAAGUUGAUGAAUGAUGGAGAAGUCCAGCCUCCCAAAGGUUGGUUUGGUAGGUAACAAGUAUUUCUGAGUCGUCCUCUGUAUAGAAGCAUUGAACUACUUGUUCAUGGAUUGACCUUUGGCCCGAGGAUUGCUGGUCUGGAAACUUGAUAUUAUAUACCCACAUGUUUUGCUCUCUCUCUCUCUCUCUCUCUCUCUCUCUCUCUCUCUCUCUCACUUGUGGUAUUGUGAAAUAUUUUUGUUGCCUGUUUAGCAAUGGUUUGUGACUGUCUACAUUCUGUUUCUGCAUACUGAAUAUAAUUAAAAGCAAAUUAUGAUGUGUCACAAUAGUUUAAAUUGGGAA
Messenger RNA from Malania oleifera, 2259 nucleotides. Its product is annotated as extensin. Bases 327 to 1973 code for a protein of 548 amino acids. The transcript is spliced from 3 exons. The record is from RefSeq and is a predicted model, not a curated record. Lineage: Eukaryota; Viridiplantae; Streptophyta; Magnoliopsida; Santalales; Ximeniaceae.